Metarhizium album ARSEF 1941 is the source of this 1773-nucleotide messenger RNA. RefSeq names its product sugar transporter. Lineage: Eukaryota; Fungi; Ascomycota; Sordariomycetes; Hypocreales; Clavicipitaceae. Gene Ontology annotation, biological process: transmembrane transport. Gene Ontology annotation, molecular function: transmembrane transporter activity. The transcript has a single exon. Bases 1 to 1773 code for a protein of 590 amino acids. The record is from RefSeq and is a predicted model, not a curated record.
AUGAGGCUCCCAUUCCAAACAGGGCUCGGCCGUGUUGAAUCCGUCCACGGCUACACUGGUGUGCUCGUUCCGUUGGAAGAAGCACACCUCCAUAGCAAGUCUGCAAGGUCCGGCCGUACUGAAUACGAAUCACGACGAGACAGCCAUGACGACGACGUCGAAGCCGGCGCCGCCGAGGGCAAAGCCGAGGAGGACAGCGAGACCCAAGGAAUGCUGCACAUGGAGGCGGCCGAAUACACCAUCGACGGCCUGCGAAAGGAGACGAGGAGGGGCCGGCAAGGCCAGUGGACGACAUACGAGAUCAAGUCGAAGCUCAUCAACAAGGCCAUUGGGGAUAUCGGCAUGGGAAAAUACAAUUGGCAGUUGUUUACACUCUGCGGUUUCGGGUGGUUCGCCGACAACCUUUGGCUGCAAGGCGUGUCCCUCACCCUGCCGUCACUAUCUGCCGAGUUUGGCGUCUCAGAAAAGACAGUCAGAUACACGACAAGCGCUCUUUUCGUCGGCCUGUCUCUGGGGAGCUUCAUCUGGGGCAUCGGAUCCGACCUUGUCGGCCGUCGCGCCGCUUUCAACUUUACAUUGCUCAUAACCAGCGUGUUUGGCAUCUCGUCAGCCUAUGCACAGAGCUGGGGGGCCGUCAGCUUCCUCUUCGCCGCCUUGGGCUUCGGCGUGGGCGGCAGCUUGCCCGUGGAUGGUGCAUUGUUCCUCGAGUUCCUCCCAGACGCGUCUAGUUCCCUUCUCACCUUGCUCUCGGUCUGGUGGCCGGUCGGUCAGCUAGUUUCAAGCCUAGCAGCUUGGUACUUUAUCGCCAACUAUGCCGCGGACCGAGGUUGGCGGUACUUUAUAGUCUCCAUUGGCGUCGUCACAUUCGCCAUGUUCGUCAUCCGGUUCUUCAUCUUCCGCCUCUUCGAGUCUCCAAAGUUUCUCCUCAGCAAAGGCCGCCAGGGCGAGGCCGUGGCAGUCGUUCACGGCAUCGCCUACACAAACGGGACAAAGACUUGGCUCACGUCGGAAAUCCUGGACCUGGUCGCUGCAGACGACGACUCCGGACAGGAAGCCUCGGGGCCACACCGUCCCGGCUCAUCCAGGCCCAGCGCUCUGUUCAACAAGCUAAAGGGGUUCUCGGGAGCGAGGCUCAAGCCCCUCUUCGAAAACAAGACGUUGGGCUGGGCCACAGCCCUCAUUUGGUUCUCUUGGGCCAGCAUUGGGAUGGGUUAUCCUCUUUUCAACGCCUUCCUUCCGCAAUACUUUUCUCACAGCCACGGCGGCGGAGCCGCUGACCAAGUGCCAUCCGAAACAUCGGCAAUCUCAAAUGAGACGUACCGAAACUACGCCAUCACUUCCGUCAUGGGCGUGCCAGGCAGCGUGCUGGCCGCAUAUCUUGUUGACUCACCUUCGCUUUUCUUCGGCCGUCGCGGCACCCUGGCUGGUUCCACCCUCGUGUCCGCGAUAUUCCUCUUCCUCUUUGUCAUGUUUGGCACGACGCCCACCGCCCAGCUGGCCUUCUCCUGCGUGGCCGCGUUCUCGCAGAACAUCAUGUAUGGUGUAUUAUAUGCGUUCACUCCCGAAAUCUUUCCCGCCCCCGUCAGAGGUGCCGGAACGGGAGUGGCAAGCUUCCUAAACAGAGUUACUGGGUUAGUAGCGCCGAUUUUGGCUGCGAGUAUUCCUGGAGAUGGGGCAACGAUCCCCAUUUACCUGUCUGCUAUUUUGAUUUUGUCGGCGUUUGUGGGCAUUUGUCUGAUUCCAAUUGAAACAAGAGGCGCACAGCGUCUCUGA